GGGACCCAGCAGAGAUUAGCAAAGCCUGUAAGUCAUCACAUUCCAUCAGAAACAUCCAGAUGAAACCAGAUGAAAAAGCACUUCAACAUUUCUGCUACACAACUGCUGGGACUGCUGACCUCUGAAACACAGCAAGAGAUCACAUCUGAAAUAUGGCUCAGAGCGACUUUCUCUACCCAGAGAACCCAAGGAGGCGGGAAGAAGUAAACCAUCUUCACCAACAGCUCCUUGACUGCUUAUCUGACAGUUUCCAUGCCACCAAUGAGCUGAUUGGAGUUUUAAAUACACAUUUGGGGUGCAGGCUGGCUUCCAUUGAGAUGAAAAGAAAUGGGACCAUCAAAGAAAACUGUGAUAUCAUCAUCCAAGCCGUGAUGAAAAUCCAAAAUGAAUUGCAAAAGGUUGAUGAAGCACUAAAAGAUAAACUAGAGCCAACCCUUUAUAGAAAACUUCAGGAUAUUAAGGAAAAGGAAACAGAGAAAAUUGCAAUCGUACAAAAGGUUAUUUCAGUCAUCCUGGGAGAAGCUACUUCUGCAGCCAGUGCAGUGGCUGUUAAACUUGUGGGUUCAAAUGUCACAACUGGCAUAAUUAACAAGUUGGUCACUGUGUUGGCUCAAAUUGGUGCUUCUCUCCUUGGUAGUAUAGGAGUUGCUGUUCUUGGCCUUGGCAUAGAUAUGAUCUUCCGUGCCAUCCUGGGAGCAGUGGAGAAAACACAGCUACAAGCAGCCAUCAAAAGUUAUGAGAAGCAUCUGGUGGAAUUCAAGUCAGCCUCAGAAAAAUAUCAUCAUGCCAUUACUGAGGUCACCAACACAGUGAAACACCAAAUAAAAUAAACAGCCACCUUAUUUGCCACUGGAAUAUUUUCUGCUUCUCUUUCAAAGAUAGUGUUUGGUUUCUUGGAUUAGGUUCAUUUUCCAUAAGCUUCCAUCAUAGACAUACAGUAAAAAAAUUGGAAAGAGAAAUUAGAGAUGCUAAAACUAGAUGACUCUUGAGUUUUGCAUCAUCAAUGAACGCCUGGAUCAGCUGGUGCUAGACUAUGUCAGUUAUCCCAGGAUGUCUUCUUACUCUGCUCUCCAGGUCAAUAUUAGGGUACAGUCAUCCCUCGCCACUCCACAUUUUGACUUUUUGUGGCUUCACUCUAUCACGGUUUUUUCAAAUACUAUACUAUAUGUACUUCGUAAUUUCUACCUAGACACAAAAACCCUGGGUCUUUGAAUGGAAUAGAAACACUACCAUAAUUUCGACCAUCCAUUUUAAAUCCAAUAUUCUGUAAACUGGAAAAGACUGAAAUAUGGUUUGUAAUAAUUUACUACAGUGAUGAAAGG
Molossus molossus (Pallas's mastiff bat) is the source of this 1322-nucleotide messenger RNA. It is a transcript of the gene SMCO3, whose product is annotated as single-pass membrane protein with coiled-coil domains 3. The record is from RefSeq and is a predicted model, not a curated record. Lineage: Eukaryota; Metazoa; Chordata; Mammalia; Chiroptera; Molossidae. Bases 153 to 830 code for a protein of 225 amino acids. The transcript is spliced from 2 exons.